AUGUUUGAAGCUAGAUUAUUACAAGCCAAUUUAUUAAAGAAAAUUUUAGAAGCUAUUAAAGAUUUAGUCGAAUCAGCUAACUUUGAUUGCAGUCCAGAAGGUAUUUCAUUACAAGCUAUGGAUACUACUCAUGUCACAUUAAUCAAUUUAGUCCUCCGUAGCGACGGUUUCGAAUCAUACAAUUGCGACAGAUCAUUAUCCCUUGGUUUAUCUCUUGUUUCACUUUCAAAAAUUCUUAAAUGUGCUGGUAAUGAUGAUGCUCUUACCAUUAAAGCUCGUGACAAUGAAGCUGAUACCGUUACCUUUGUCUUUGAAAGUCCAAAGAAUGACAGAGUUAGUGAUUUCGAAGUUAAAUUAUUAGAUAUCAAAAAUGAACAAUAUACCAUUCGUAAUUCAGAAUACUCAUCUGUCAUUAAAAUGCCAUCAAGUGAACUCCAAAGAAUCUGCAGAGAUCUUUCAGUUAUUGGUGAAAUUGUUACUAUUAGCUCAAAUAAAGAUGGUGUUAAAUUCUCUGUUUCUGGUGACAGUGGUUCAGGUAACAUUACUGUUAGACCAACUACUGAUUCAGAUGUUAGUGCUGAACAAGCUACUGUUAUUGAAUCAAAAGAACCAGUUGUUCUCAACUUUGCCUUAAAAUUCCUUAGCAACUUCACCAAAGCUACUCCACUCUCACCAACUGUUGUCAUUAAAAUGUCUGAAGGUAUUCCAGUUGUUGUUGAAUACAAAAUUGAAGAUUUAGGUUACUUAGGUUUCUUCUUAGCCCCAAAGAUCGAAUAA
Messenger RNA from Dictyostelium purpureum, 777 nucleotides. Its product is annotated as proliferating cell nuclear antigen. The record is from RefSeq and is a predicted model, not a curated record. The transcript has 4 exons. NCBI's taxonomy places the organism in Eukaryota, Evosea, Eumycetozoa, Dictyosteliales, Dictyosteliaceae. Gene Ontology annotation, biological process: regulation of DNA replication; translesion synthesis; leading strand elongation. Gene Ontology annotation, cellular component: PCNA complex. Bases 1 to 777 code for a protein of 258 amino acids. Gene Ontology annotation, molecular function: DNA polymerase processivity factor activity; DNA binding.